Molecule: messenger RNA, 2682 nt
Organism: Theileria parva strain Muguga
Lineage: Eukaryota; Apicomplexa; Aconoidasida; Piroplasmida; Theileriidae
Gene: PHO1-H9
Product: EXS family protein
Exons: 10
Coding region: 77-2641 (854 amino acids)
Cellular component (GO): cytoplasm; membrane
Source: RefSeq, a predicted model, not a curated record
CAUUAGUAGUUUUUUCAUAUUAUGAAUUUUAAUAAUUUUAUGAAGGUAGUUACAUUCUAUACCAAAAAACGCAAAAAUGAAGUUCGGCUCGAAAUUGGAGACAUUUCUCAUUUCAGAAUGGGCCGAUAAAUAUAUCAGAUAUAAGUACCUAAACAGGUUACUAAAAUCAGCACAAAGAUUUAAAAUUAGUGAAAAGGAGGAAGAAGAAGAGGAUUUGGAACUCCAGAGUAACAUUUUUGCCUUAGAUUUGGACGAUUCCAAAAUUAAAUCUAUUGGAAAACCUGAUAAAAUUAAAGAACAAACUUCUUCUCAACAAGAUUUAUCAAUUGAAAUUCCAGAACCUGAAGAUAAUAUGGGAAUUCCUCUAGAUCUCAAGCCUGAUUCAUACACCGUACCUAUAUCUGACACAUUUAGUUCCUCUAACUUAAAAGAUCGAAAAUUUUCAUCACGUUUUGAAGAUUAUAAGUCAUCGUCAAAUUUGGAAGAUUUUAAAACAUCACAAAAGUCCAAGAAUGUUUUAGAUGUGAUAACAAUCGUGGCAGAAACGUUUGAGGAAAAGGGCCACUUAAACUUUGAGCAGAUACCUGAGCUGGUGGAAUUGAGCCAUGCAUUACCUAACAAAACUCGUAGUUUGAGCGACAAGUUCAGAAGCUCAAUGGCUAAACUUGAUAUUUUAGACCAUGAAACCAAUGGCCAAAGAAACUUCUACAGUAGCGUGGAUUUGAGAAAUGUACAAGUUGAAAAUCCAAAUGAGUUUAGACCUUCCUCUCAAACUCAGUCUCCAACGAAACCUCUAGUCCAAACACACAGAAACUUGAGGAAAAUCGACUUUAAGAACAAAUUUGUGAGGAAGGCGACAUCCAAAAAUUUAUCAAUGUCAAGGCAUCUGGGCGGCUUUAAAUAUGACCUCGCGUCAAAAGUUAAUAAAAGAUACUUUGGAAAUAAGAAGAUUACAACUCCAGAUUCCCAAGCUUGUUUUGAUAAGUGUUUGAGGGAUGAUAUCAGGACUGUGAUAAUGCAUUACAAUUCAGAAAUGGAAUACAUCACAAUUUUGAUAGAUUAUUUGAGAAAAGAUGUCGUUAACAGAUCAGGAGAAUUUGAUAAAUCGCACGUCAAGUUACUUCAAAAAGCAGUUACAGCACUUUGGGAUUCAUCAGAUAAGCUGAAAUCCUAUCUAAACACAAAUAUUUUAGCAGUUUAUAAACUUUUAAAAAAGAAGGAUAAGCUCCUAGGAACUAAUGAUUUGAUUUCUUUAUAUCCGACAUAUAAACAAACUUUACUAUCAAUUGACUCAUUUAAUGAGACGAAUCAUGCAAUUCUAUCGCUAUAUCAGCUAAUUUCUGAGCCUGAAGCUGUUGAUUUUAACAAAAUGAAAAUGGAAGUUGAAUCUACAAUGGACUCGAAUUUUAUUCCAGCCUAUUACCUGUCAUACAUGAUGGGACUUUGUACUAUACUGUUCUUUAUGAGCGUUUUAUUAUGUUACGCUAACUUUGGAAAAGAGUUUAAUUUAUCACUUCUCUUGGCUCACUUGCCUAUUUUUAGAGUCUUUUUUAUCUUUGGCGUUAUCUGGUGUGGUAUCGGAUGGUGCCAAAACUACCUAGAAACAUAUGGAGUCAAUUAUCAAUUUUUGUUUCAAUUGAGUAAUAAUUAUUCGGUUGAUGAGAAGGAUUUCUAUUUCUUCGGAGCAUUACAGUCGUUAGUGUGUCUAUUGUUGUUUGUGUUUUUCAUUUUGGAUUGUAAAAUAAACUUUUUUGGAGAACAUAAACUGCACUUUAUUUAUCCAAUAAUCUUGAUCGUUUGCUCGUUGAUGCUUGUCCUGCUUCCAAAGAAGAACUUUAAACUCAAGUUGAGGAGGAAAUUGCUAUUUGCAAUCUUCAGAUCAUUCACUUCCCCAAUCUGUGUUGGACCGCCAGUUUCACUUGCAGACAGCAUUUUCGCAGAUGUAUACACUUCACUCACAAGAUCAUUUGUCGACAUUGUCUACAUCUUCUCAUACUUCACGUAUGGAUUAUCGAAUGAUACACACCAUGUGCAUGAAGACGUGAUCAAUUGGGUGAUUCCGACAGUUAUGAUAGCCCCGUUCUUUCUCAGGUUCUCACAGUGCCUCAGAAGGUAUAUCAACGAGCAUCUGUGGAUCCACUUUGGAAACAUGCUCAAGUACAUUUCUGGAAUUAUCUGCGUGGUGGUUUCAUCACUGAAGUGGCCCCCAAGUUCUGGAAACAACAGGCUUGUAGUCAUGAUUUCCUGCUACGUUGUGGCUACGAUCUAUAACUUUCUCUGGGAUUUUUUCGUAGAUUGGGGUCUCUCACCUCCUCUUAACAUCUUCAAAAGGAGAGGGGAUAGAAGGAUGUAUAGAAUGAAAGCGUAUUACAUAGCGUGCGUGGUGAACCUGUUAUGUAGACUAACCUGGGCACUGACGGUGACUCCAAUAAAGCUAAUUGAGCACCAGGAGCUGUCACACAACAUCGUAGUGUUUAUAAUAUCACUAGUGGAGAUUUUCAGACGUAUAGUGUGGGUCACAUUUCGUCUGGAAACUGAACACCUCCUCAACUCAUACAAAUAUAGGACGGCCCUUUGGGUACCGAAGCUGUAUAGGUGUAAGACGGCAAUUGUAAAGGAACUCUCAGUUUUAAAUAAAUGAUAUUAAAUAUUAAUAUCACAAAUUAUAUUAUUACCAUAUCA